AAGCGGAGUGUGACCUACUUUUCCCUUUAGCGUCACAUGUCCUUCAGAAGCUCCACAGUGUGAGUGAUACACAGUGUAGAGAGAGAACCUGCUCUUUAAACUAUGGCUGCUCAGGUCACAGAAUCAGAUCAAAUUAAGCAGUUCAAAGAAUUCCUCGGCACAUACAACAAACUGACAGAGAAUUGCUUCAUGGACUGCGUAAAAGAUUUCACUACCAGAGAAGUGAAGGCAGAAGAGACCUCAUGUUCUGAAAGCUGUCUACAGAAGUACUUGAAAAUGACCCAGCGGAUCUCCAUGCGCUUCCAGGAGUAUCAUAUCCAGCAGAACGAGGCUCUGGCAGCUAAAGCUGGUUUGCUGGGCCAGCCACGAUAGUCUACUGCUGCAUCUUGAUUGAACUCAAAUAUUCUCAGGCUAUCCUCCCCAUCCCUACAGGAGGGUGAAUGUCUAUUGGAACGACAAGACAAAGGACAGUGGCGAGUACCGUUGGAAGAUGUCCUCCUGUUUGGUCGGCUCCUUAGCACUGGUGGGGCAUUUGUUUGCCAUUGUCCCCCAGGAGGCAGAAGCUCACUAGACCAUGGGCAAAUGUGAAGAUAAUAGUGUUCUUUUUUUAAUGUAAUCACUGCAUAUAACAAAAAUUAAACAAACAAGUUGAGACAUUUUCAUAUCUGCUGUCCUAUUAACCUAGAUGAUUAUAACCUCAAUAGGGAGAUUUGGGCAUGUUUCAGUUUCUUGAAGUUAGUAGAGAGUAAGGCUGAGACUGAUGCACUAAGUUAGGCCAGCCGUUUAGCAUCAUCACUCAGCCAAGUUCAUAAUUCUAAAAUCAGCCAAAAACAGUGGCUACACAGACCCACAUGAAUGCAAAUCUGAAGAAAACCGUAUGGCUAAAAUGCUUUUAGUGUAUAUAUUAAGGUAUACACACUGACUGUAUUUGUGGCCUUCAGGUGAGAAUGCUAUACAGUCAUCAAGUAAAUAUCUGUGCAUUUAAA
Colossoma macropomum (tambaqui) is the source of this 986-nucleotide messenger RNA. It is a transcript of the gene timm9, whose product is annotated as translocase of inner mitochondrial membrane 9 homolog. The coding region runs from base 103 to 372 and encodes 89 amino acids. The record is from RefSeq and is a predicted model, not a curated record. The transcript has 4 exons. Lineage: Eukaryota; Metazoa; Chordata; Actinopteri; Characiformes; Serrasalmidae.